Messenger RNA from Theobroma umbraticum, 1811 nucleotides. Its product is annotated as beta-glucosidase 46-like. The record is from RefSeq and is a predicted model, not a curated record. NCBI's taxonomy places the organism in Eukaryota, Viridiplantae, Streptophyta, Magnoliopsida, Malvales, Malvaceae. Gene Ontology annotation, biological process: carbohydrate metabolic process. Gene Ontology annotation, molecular function: beta-glucosidase activity.
GGCUCUAUUUUCUGCUAUUGGGUUAUAGCAGGAGCUUCGGAUAGCCAGUCAUGGAUAUUUCUAUGCUUUACAUCGGUUCCUUUAUCUUACAGAUUCUGUUCAUGUUACCUCUCUCCAUUUCAUCCGAGCUGCAGACCCUGAAACAAACCUCGGGUAAUCCAUCUUCAUCAUUUCCUCCCAACUUUCUCUUCGGGACAGCCUCUUCCGCUUACCAGUAUGAAGGUGGUUACUUGAGCGAUGGAAAAGGUUUGAACAACUGGGAUGUUUACACCCACAAACCAGACAACGUAAUUGACGGAAGCAAUGGAGACAUAGCAGUGGAUCAUUAUCAUCGGUAUAUGGAAGACAUUGAUCUAAUGGUAUCACUUGGAGUCAACAGCUAUCGAUUCUCUAUUUCUUGGGCAAGAAUUCUACCUAAAGGGAAAUUUGGAAAGGUCAAUCCAGCCGGUAUCAACUUCUACAACAGGCUAAUUGAUGCUCUCCUGCUUAAAGGGAUUGAACCAUUUGUAACACUGACGCACGUUGAUCUUCCCCAAGAAAUCGAGGACAGAUAUGGAAGUUGGCUGAGUCCCGAAUCACAGGAGGAUUUUGCAUAUUUUGCAGACGUAUGCUUCAGGUCCUUCGGAGACCGGGUGAAGUAUUGGGUCACUUUCAAUGAGCCCAAUUACCAAGUCAAGUUUGGGUAUCGUACAGGUACAUUUCCACCAUCUCGUUGCUCCUGGCCCUUCGGGAAUUGUACCAGUGGGGAUUCAGAGAAGGAGCCUUUCAUAGCGGCCCACAACAUUAUCCUCUCACAUGCAGCCGCUGUCCAUAUUUACAGAACCAAAUACCAGGCGAAGCAAGGAGGCAGUAUUGGGAUCGUCUUGAAUUGCGCAUGGUUUGAGCCCAUCAGCAACUCUCUAGCUGAUAAGCUAGCAGCUGAGAGAGCUCAAUCCUUCUCUAUAAAUUGGUUCCUAGACCCAAUAAUAUUCGGAAGAUAUCCUCUUGAAAUGCAAAACAUUCUAGGAUCUAUUUUACCUGAAUUUUCAACAACUGAGAAAGAGAAGCUGCAGAAAGGAUUAGAUUUUAUCGGAAUUAACCACUACUCAAGUUCCUAUGUCCAGGAUUGCAUGUUUUCUGCGUGUGAACCUGGAACGGGAACCUCAAAGACAGAAGGAUUUUGGAGAGAAACUUCACAGAAAAAUGGCAUUCCUAUAGGAGAAUCUACUGACCUGGACUGGCUGUAUGUUUACCCUGGAGGAAUGGAGAAGAUUGUAACCUAUCUUAAAAAAAGAUACCAUAACAUACCCAUGAUCAUUACAGAAAAUGGAUAUGGGGAGGAGGGCAAAGCAAAUGCCACCAUUGAAGAUUUCUUACAAGAUGUCAAAAGAGCGGAGUACAUGGCUGGGUACUUAGAUGCACUGUCAACAGCGAUCAGGAAAGGAGCAGAUGUUAGGGGCUACUUUGCCUGGUCUUUGCUAGACAACUUUGAAUGGCAGUAUGGGUAUACAAGAAGAUUCGGACUUCACCAUGUUGACUAUAAAACACUGAAGAGAACUCCCAAAUUUUCAGCAUCUUGGUACAAAGAAUUGAUCGCAGAGCAUGGCAAAGUAAAAUACCAGACAACAGAACGUGUUCAAAAACACCCUUACUACUAUUAGCAUAAAUUGUUCCUUGCCGGUUUGAGAUUGUGCUUUCCCAAACAAUGAAAUGUUUCUCCCUUGUUACUGCCAACAACCCUCAUACUAAAAGUGUACUUAAAUGUAAAUUACUAGUAGACAAGAGAACAAAGAUUCAUUAAUUUUAAAUACAAAUUUACGAUGUUCGUCCAA